AGCCGGGAGGGUCUGGACCACGGGAGCCCGAUCGCGCGGCAACGGCCGCCUAGAGCGCGCAGCGCCGUCAGCCUGCGCUCGCAGCACACCAGCGCGCGCACGCUAAGGGGUGCGCGGUGCUGAGCGCGCGCCGAGCGGCCGGGGGCGCGCAGGCCCUGCCCGCCCCUUCCGUCCGCACGCCAGCCGCCCCGCCGGCCCUUCCUCUCCCACCUUCCACUCGCGGCCCGCGCCCCGCACCCGGCGGCCCCCGCGUCCUCCUCCCGCGGCAGCGCUGUCCGCGGCGGCCGGAGCGGGCCGGGCCGGGCCAGCGGGCCGGGGGAUGGCGCUGCUGGACCUGGCCCAGGAGGGAAUGGCCUUGUUCGGCUUCGUGCUCUUCGUGGUGCUGUGGCUGAUGCAUUUCAUGUCCAUCAUCUACACCCGGUUACACCUCAACAAGAAGGCAACAGACAAACAGCCGUAUAGCAAGCUUCCUGGUGUCUCUCUUCUGAAGCCACUGAAGGGGGUGGAUCCUAACCUAAUCAACAACUUGGAGACAUUCUUUGAACUGGAUUAUCCCAAAUAUGAAGUACUCCUUUGUGUACAAGAUCAUGAUGAUCCAGCCAUCGAUGUAUGUAAGAAACUGCUUGGAAAAUACCCAAAUGUCGAUGCUAGACUAUUUAUAGGUGGCAAAAAGGUUGGCAUUAAUCCUAAAAUUAAUAAUUUGAUGCCAGCAUAUGAAGUUGCAAAAUAUGAUCUCAUAUGGAUUUGUGAUAGCGGAAUAAGAGUCAUCCCAGACACAUUAACUGACAUGGUGAAUCAGAUGACAGAGAAAGUGGGGUUGGUCCACGGGCUGCCGUACGUAGCGGACAGACAAGGCUUUGCUGCCACCUUAGAACAGGUAUAUUUUGGAACUUCACACCCAAGAUCCUAUAUCUCUGCCAAUGUGACUGGCUUCAAAUGUGUGACGGGAAUGUCUUGUUUGAUGAGGAAGGAUGUGCUAGAUCAGGCAGGAGGGCUUAUAGCCUUUGCUCAGUACAUUGCUGAAGAUUACUUUAUGGCCAAAGCAAUAGCGGACCGAGGUUGGAGGUUUUCAAUGUCUACUCAAGUUGCCAUGCAAAACUCUGGUUCAUACUCAAUUUCUCAGUUUCAAUCCAGAAUGAUCAGGUGGACCAAAUUGAGAAUUAACAUGCUUCCUGCUACAAUAAUUUGUGAGCCAAUUUCAGAAUGCUUUGUUGCCAGUUUAAUUAUUGGGUGGGCAGCCCACCAUGUAUUCAGAUGGGAUAUCAUGGUCUUCUUCAUGUGCCACUGCCUGGCAUGGUUUAUAUUUGACUACAUUCAACUCAGGGGUGUCCAGGGUGGCACACUGUGUUUUUCAAAACUUGAUUAUGCUGUGGCCUGGUUCAUUCGUGAAUCCAUGACAAUCUACAUUUUCCUGUCGGCAUUAUGGGACCCUACUAUAAGCUGGAGAACUGGUCGCUACAGGUUACGCUGUGGAGGAACAGCAGAAGAGAUCCUGGAUGUGUAAGGAGACCUCUGUGACUGAUUGCGCACAGUACGGAAUGGAAGUGUUAUAAAUUAUGUUUAUAGAGACACUUUCCAGGGUCUCCCUUCAGUAGUUUAUCACAUGGAUGUUUUGGAAUCUGCUCUUUAAUUUAUUUGCAUGGCACUUGCAUCUGUGAAAAGCAAAAAAACAAAAGCAAAACAUGUCUGUAGUCUUGGCCAAAUAGUAUAUCUUGUGGAAGUAGAGAAUCAAGACAAUUGGUUCUAGGAAGUGGGGUUUGUUUUUUUGUUGUUGUUGUUUAUUUUUUUAAACAAAUAAAUAUAUAUAUCUAUAUAUAUAUAUAUACACACACAUACACAUAUACAGGACUGCUCUGCAGCAGACACUAUGACAGUAUCCUUCAGUAGGGAAAGUUUCUUACCUGAGUUCCUCUGAAUCUGUACGGGCAGAACAGCAGCUCUGUGAGAGAAGUCAUGGCCUCUCCCCUGUGUGAAGUAAAUGCUGUACAGAGAGAUGCCCACUGGCUGAGAAACUUUUUCAUGCUUUAUGCCUACCUCUUGUAGUUGUUGCAGAGCAAAUAGAAGUUAGAAGUUGUAAUACGGUAGCUAGGCCUUGCAAAAACAAAUGGAAAACUUUUAAAAAUAAUAAUAAUAAAAGAGCUGGAGUCUAGUAUUUAUAUAAAUCUGUGAGGUUUUUUUGUUUUGUUUUGGGUUUUUUUUUUUUCUUUUUUUUUUUUGUUUGUUUGGUUUUUUUGUUUUUUGGAUUUUUUGUUUUGGUUUUUGUUUUUGGUCUCAUUACAAUCGAACCAAAAGUGGUUGAGAUUGGUUUUUAAUGGUAACCAUGAAUUGAAGGCAUCUUUUGGACCAACUGUCGUUGGUUCUGUCUUGAACCAUAUUAAUCACUGUGCUGUAAUUAGGAGAGCUAAAUCUUUCCUUCCCUGCUCCUGGCUCGCCCAGCCUGCCCCGUCUUUCCUUCGCUUUUUUCCAGGGGGGCGAUGUUGUACAAGUGUAAGUGGAUGUUUUAUAGUGUAAGGAAAAUGCAUUUCAGACACAGCCACACAGGAGCUAUUUUCUUACCCAGUAUGUCUGUAUUGUUAAUAAGAAUGUAAUUUCAUGAUACAAGUAUUUAAUAUCUUUUUUAAGUGAGUAAAAAUAUUCUAGCUAUUGGCAAAUAGAUUACAGUAGACAAUUAGAGGAUAUGAUGAGGUUGACUCUUCAAAUCGAUCUGUAUUGAGCUAAGUCGACUGUGCGGCCUGUUGGUUUUUUUUUUUUUUACUCUAACAGUCUCGUGUUAUUUAAAUUGGAUUUUUGUAUUCAGUUUGUAUGACAGUAGACUAGGCCAGCUUAGCUGUAAAUGCAUGCUACACUUUCCUCUCUCUGUCAUGCAGCUAAGCUUGCUUGUCAGCCCGUGCUUAACUUGUGGUGAACUGGACUUUUGUUUAAAAUAAGCAAAAAUGUAAGGGACGGUGCACCGGCCUUUUCCCUGUCUUCUUAAGUAGAAGUUUGCUCGUCCUUCCGAAUUCGAGGGCGUGUUAUCCGUCUGAUGCUUGCUGUUACCCCCAGCACUUGGCAGCUUCCCAUCCACCCUGUGUUACUAUGGCUUCCAUCUCAGCACACAGUGUGUAGCCUAUUAGCAAUAACUUCCUGUGUAUAGAGAACAUUUUCAUCUUACUGAGCCAGCCCAUUUGCCUAAUGACUAUACAGACAGUCUAAAUUGCAAUAUAUCUGUAAAUGUGUAUAUACUAUAAAUACACAAUAUACUUACAUUUUUCUGGGCCAAACAGCGUUUCCUUUCCCCUCUUUUUCCCCUCUCUUGCCUUAUGAUGAAUUUGUUUGAGGGCAUUUUCUUCAUGAGCAAAGGCUUGGAUGCAUAUUCCUAGGUUUGGUUUUGUUUUUGUUUUUUUCUUUCUGUGAAAUGGGUAUUAUUAUCCCCGAGGAGAGCUGCACAGUGAGAACCAGUCUAGUUAUGACCCACUCCGUGUUGUUUUUUACAUUACUCUUGACGAGUCGAGUUUUGCUGAGCACGUUUGCUGCCCGUCGGUUUGUUCGGUGGAGUUUGGUGGACGCCUUCUUUGCACUGCUGAAGUGAAAUCUUGCUGACUACUUGGCUUUUUUGUUGAUCUCAGUAUGGGCAAAGAAACAAAAUCCAAAUGGCUGGACAGACUUCUGUAAAUAUUUUUUUAAAAAUAAACAAAUGUUCUGUAUGUGUGUGUUUUACGUGGUCAUGAAGUAUUUCCUUAAAGCGAAGCCUUGAGUACGCGGAGAGUAACUCUUUGUUUAGCAAGUUUGGAGUGAAGAUAAAAUAGCACGAAAUACUGUAAAAUGUCAAAGCACCACACCAGAACUGUAGGAGUCCAAAUUUAUAAUAAACUGUCUUUUUAAAAAGAAAACAAUUAAGUGUCUAGAAUACAUCAUGUCUUAUUAUUUUAAAUCAUUGUCUUAAGUUUUUUGUUGAGAGAAUAAAAAAUUUGAAUAUAAUCAA
Mus caroli (Ryukyu mouse) is the source of this 3961-nucleotide messenger RNA. RefSeq names its product UDP-glucose ceramide glucosyltransferase (gene Ugcg). NCBI's taxonomy places the organism in Eukaryota, Metazoa, Chordata, Mammalia, Rodentia, Muridae. The record is from RefSeq and is a predicted model, not a curated record. Gene Ontology annotation, cellular component: membrane. Gene Ontology annotation, biological process: glucosylceramide biosynthetic process. Gene Ontology annotation, molecular function: ceramide glucosyltransferase activity.